This is a messenger RNA of Medioppia subpectinata, 1007 nucleotides long. The record is from the annotation of a GenBank genome assembly. NCBI's taxonomy places the organism in Eukaryota, Metazoa, Arthropoda, Arachnida, Sarcoptiformes, Oppiidae.
GUGCUAUACGUCUAGCGAUACGAAACCCAUUGGUUGUACAGCACUGUCAGCACUACAGCACUGUAUGCCUCAGUCUAUGCCUUGUGUUAAGCCAUAGCCUAUGCCAUAGAGAGAGUGUGUGUUGUGUCGCCAUUUCAUACACUAUUCGCACAUUAAAUACCAUUCAAUACUCCUUCAGUCGCAAAGUCUGCCCGAUUUUGAGUCACACAACUAUCACCACAACUGUUCCCAUCGUUGAACGGAUCCAAUUCAUCCAUCACUAGCCAUAAGCCAUGACUUCGACGACAGAGACGGCGACCGCUGGCACCGACCAGACUGUGAACAACACGACCGGCACUCAAGAGCCGGUUUCGCCCGUAAGCGAGAACGAGACGACCGAACAGCAGACGGAGGCCUCCAAUACGGAGUCGGCGAGUCCUAAGAAGGCCGCUCUCCCGAAGCCCACCGUUCAUAAAGUGGACUACGAGAAGGACACCGUCUACUUGUAUCAGUUCCCCCGAUGCCCGGCCAUCGUCUCGACGUCGCCCUUCUGUCUCAAAGUGGAGACCUGGUUGAAGAUGAACGACAUCUCAUACGAGAACGUGGACUUCAAGACGAGCGUCAAGUCAAAGAAGGGUCAGUUGCCGUUCGUGGAGCUGAAUGGCAAAGAGAUCGCCGAUUCGGACAUUAUUAUCCGCGAUCUGUCCAAACAUUUCGACAAAGAUCUGGACUCGGGAUUGACUGCCGAACAGAAGACUGUGAGCCACGCCUUCGUCUCGAUGCUAAACAACCACACGAGUUGGGUGGUGCGUUGGUGGCGAUACAGCAAUCCCCAGAAGUACAUCGAAUCGGCUAAAAUGGAUCUGAAGCGCGCGGUCAACACCAAACUGCCCGCACCUGUGGUCGGCUUUCUCUUCAAAUUAGAGUUCAAACAGAACGUUAAGCACGUCGUCGGACACGGAUUAGGCCACCACUCAGAAGAAGAGAUCUACGAGUUUGGCAGGUCUGACCUCAAAUCUCUGAGCGAU